CUCCCAGAAUGCCAUUGGUUGAACUGUAGCAAACUCGAGUAAACGGGACCGGUCGUUGUGUCAGAAACAUGGCGACUUUCAGUAAAUAUCUGACAGCGAAAAACUCCUCAAUAGCAGGCGGUAUUUUGCUGGUUUUGUACCUGCUGAAACAGAGAAGACGGACGGGGAAACGGGACGGUAGAAAAGAAGGCUCCAAUCUAGUGUUGAACAAUGAGAAAGAUGGCAAAAAAGACCGUGCAGCGGUGGACAAGGUUUUCUUCCUCCGAGUCUUCCGGAUUGUGCGGAUCAUGGUACCUCGACUUUUCUGCAAGGAGACUGGUUACCUUAUCCUUAUCGCUGCCAUGUUGGUGGCCAGGACCUACUGUGAUGUAUGGAUGAUCCAGAACGGCACCAUGAUUGAAAGCGGUAUUAUAGGCAGAGACAUCAAUCUAUUCAAGAAGCACUUUUAUUCCUACAUAUCAGUCAUACCGGGGAUAGCCUUGGUGAACAACUUCCUGAAGUUGGGUCUGUACGAGUUGAAGCUGAGGUUCCGGGAGAGGCUCACUAAGCACUUGUACGACCAGUACCUGGAGGGUUUCACCUACUACAAAAUGGGAAACCUGGACAACCGGAUAGCCAAUGCAGACCAGCUACUGACACAGGAUGUGGAGAAAUUCUGCAACAGCGUGGUGGACCUUUACUCGAACCUCAGCAAGCCUCUGUUGGAUAUCGGUCUUUACAUCUUCAAGCUGACAAGUGCCAUUGGUGCUCAGGGCCCAGCCAUCAUGAUGACCUACCUGCUGGUCUCAGGACUGUUCCUGACCAGACUGAGAAGGCCCAUAGGCAAGAUGACCGUCACCGAGCAGCGGUACGAGGGAGAGUACCGCUACGUCAACUCUCGCCUCAUCACCAAUAGUGAAGAGAUUGCCUUCUACAAUGGGAACAUGAGGGAAAAACAGACCAUUCACAGCACCUUCAAGAAGCUGGUGGACCACUUGCAUAACUUCAUCUUCUUCCGCUUCUCCAUGGGAUUUGUGGACAGCAUAAUUGCCAAGUACCUGGCCACUGUAGUAGGCUACCUGGUGGUCAGCCGGCCAUUCCUAAGCGCGUCACACCCCCGACACCUGAACAGCACACACUCUGAGCUGCUGGAGGACUACUACCAGAGUGGGAGGAUGCUCCUGAGAAUGUCCCAGGCCCUGGGCAGGAUUGUACUGGCUGGCCGAGAGAUGACCCGCCUCUCAGGAUUCACAUCUCGUAUCACUGAACUGAUGAAAGUCCUGAAGGAGCUGAACGCUGGCAAAUAUGAACGUACCAUGGUCUCCCAGGAGAAGGAAUCAGACAGUGCAGAGAAACUCAUACUGGUGCCUGGAAGUGGUCGAGUUACCAACAGAGAUAACAUCAUCAAGUUUGACCAUACCCCACUAGCAACACCCAACGGAGACAUUUUGAUCAGAGAUCUCACAUUUGAGGUGAGGUCUGGCACCAAUGUUCUUGUGUGUGGACCAAACGGCUGUGGAAAGAGCUCUCUGUUCAGAGUGCUCGGUGAGCUGUGGCCUCUGUUUGGAGGACACCUGACAAAACCGGAGAGAGGCAAACUCUUCUAUGUUCCACAGAGGCCCUACAUGACUCUGGGUUCUCUGAGGGACCAAGUCAUUUACCCUGACACCUAUGAAGAUCAGAGGAGGAAAGGCAUCUCUGAUCAGGUGUUGAAGGAGUACCUGGACAACGUUCAGCUGGGCCACAUCCUGGAGAGGGAGGGCAACUGGGACACAGUCCAGGACUGGAUGGAUGUCCUCAGUGGAGGAGAGAAGCAGAGGAUGGCUAUGGCCAGACUCUUCUACCACAAGCCCCAGUUUGCCAUUCUGGAUGAGUGCACCAGUGCAGUGAGUGUCGAUGUGGAGGAUUUCAUCUACAGCCACUGCAGGACGGUGGGAAUCUCCUUGUUCACAGUGUCCCAUAGAAAGUCUCUGUGGAAGCACCACGAGUUUUACCUCCACAUGGACGGUAGAGGGAACUACGAGUUCAAGCCCAUCACAGAGGAAACGGUGGAGUUUGGCUCGUAACUGAUUGCCGAUGUCAGUCACCAAUGCACUGCUCUGAUAAAAACCAGUCCACUAAUUCUUUGCACUCAAGACAGAAGUUAUAGCUAAAACUAGAACAUCAUGUUUUUAAUCAUUUGUCUCCGUUAUCACUUUGUUUCCUCAAUGUUUUCCGUUAUUUAAAUCACCACUUUAGUCCUGUCUAAUCAUGUAUUUGUUCAGUGCGAUUGUAAAAAGAAAGAAAAAACUUUUUUGUAAUUUAUAUUGCCAACUUCUAGGUUGUUUUACACAUGCAAGACAUGUUUGAGUGAAGGUAGAAAUAUACCAUACUGUUUUUAUCAUCUCUUACAACAGUGACCGAGGUUAGCCUGUAGAGAUAAGCUAGGACCCACAGUCAUCUGUGGGGCAGCGUGUCCUACUGUAAACUGUCCUGACCAGAAUCAUACGGAGGGUUGUAUGCUCCUGGCUGUCCUGUAGCUCAACUCUCCACAGCUGACAGAAGCUAAGAGCGGUGGAGGCCCGUUCUCUUCUUAUCUUAAAAUAACAAUGUGAGUUUUGGCUUUUUUUUUUUUUUCUGUUUUUAAUUUUUUUUUUUUUUUAAUUAUUCCAAUUUCCAAUUUAAAUAUAAUUUAUUUCCAAGGAAACUGUUAAUCAUCUUGUCACCUCCAAGUAUCAAACUAUUAUCAUACGAUUAAAACCAGGGCUUUACAUUGACACACGCAAACCCACCAAAUGCGGGGUACAAAUUAACUUUGGCAGGUAACAUUGUGAAGUUACUAGCCAUUUUGGCUGGUGAUGAAUGAAAGGAACCUGCGUCUGUUUGAAUCGGCCAGCUAUUUUCUGAGUUUUCCGCCAAGAAAUUUGGGCGGCUUUGUGUGUCUUUUGCUUGGAAAAUCUUUAUCUGGCAACACUGCUUGUAAAACUAAUCCUACAUUUCCCAUGAACACCAUGUCGUGACGUGUCAAUAAACCUUUGGCAACGUG
Molecule: messenger RNA, 3004 nt
Organism: Perca flavescens (yellow perch)
Lineage: Eukaryota; Metazoa; Chordata; Actinopteri; Perciformes; Percidae
Gene: abcd3a
Product: ATP-binding cassette, sub-family D (ALD), member 3a
Exons: 23
Coding region: 69-2045 (658 amino acids)
Biological process (GO): very long-chain fatty acid catabolic process; long-chain fatty acid import into peroxisome; fatty acid beta-oxidation
Cellular component (GO): peroxisome; peroxisomal membrane
Molecular function (GO): ATP binding; ABC-type transporter activity; long-chain fatty acid transmembrane transporter activity
Source: RefSeq, a predicted model, not a curated record